GUCGAACGGUGGGACAACCAUAGAGAAUGCUAGAGAGUGCAUCGCUAUGUACUAUCCAUUAUGGCGUCUGUGAGCGCACGAGCAGCGCUAUUGAGGCAAUCUCUAUUUUGAAGUAGUCAAUGUUUUUUCUUCACAUUUGGCUGAUCCCUCCUGAUGACCCGGUUGGACGUGACCUCAACAUGGUCAUCAGGAAGGACCAGCCAAUGAAGUUGGAAAUACCACCCAGUUGACUACUUAAAAUGGUGGAAAUAACCUUUUAGCUACUAGAAGCCUUUAUCAUUCUCUAUGGGGACAACCGAAGUUCCACGUCUACUUCCGGUUAUGUGAACCCUGGCAUACAAAAGAAGACCCAAACUUAAUCCUCCAGUCUGAUGAUAUGAGAAGCUCUAGAUGAUGAUGGAGAUGCUCUGGUACAUAAACUGGCUGUGCCUGAUGGGUCUUUUCCUGGCCUCCCUACUCAUCGUGUUGGCCUGGCUUGUCCAGUACUCCCUGGACGUACUACACCCGACGAGCCCCAAGUCACUCACCCAGGGCUGGGGUGCCACAUCCAGGCUACUCCCACCUAUCACCCUCUCCCACCGGACUCAGGCUGGGGGUGUGUGGGGCACCCUGCUCAAGCUCUGGCUCGGACGGGAUCGAGGAGGAGCAGCGUCCGAGGCCGGGGUGAAGGGUCUGCUCACAUCACUGUUCUCCUUCAAGUCUUUCCGGGAACAUUGGCAGAGGGCUUGGGUCAAAGUUCUCAAUGAACAAGCCUGCAGACAUGGGAGCUCCAUCCAGAUCACCUUUGACAACAGUCUCCAGCUCCCUGCCUCUGCUAUUGUAGAUAGUGUGACCUGCACAGACCAAUCACCUACCACUAUGGUCUUACAGUGUAAGUGUGCGGUUGACACUGUAACGUUCCCUGUGACUGUCACCCAGCAGUCACCUGCAGCUGUUUCCAUGGAUACCUACCAGAUCACCAUAAAGCCAAUGCUGGCCCAGUUGGUGGUGCGUCUGGAGGAAGUAGAAGAAGAGGGUCUGCUGGUGUCCUGGACUUUCUCCCAGCAGCCGAUCUCCCUCACCGUGGCCCCACGCAGGAUCCAGAGAGAGGAGAGUGAUGCAGAGAUAGACCCGGACAUGAUUCGGGAGCUGGUGAAGGAUACUCUGUUCAGCACACAGCCAGCCAUGAUUCUCAACCUCAGGGCCUGUGUGUCCAGCACUAUGUUCCCCAGGGCAACAGGCCUAACCCCGACAGGUCUGACCCCCCCGUCCCAGAGUUUACCCCCCAUACGAAGGCUCCUGCUUCGCCAGCUCAGGGGAACCUGCCUCAGAGCAGCCAAGUCAUGCAGUUCAGGGGAGCUGUGCUGUACCGUGAGCCUGGAUCAGCCAUCAACAGAAAGGAGGACCUGCUUCCUGCCUGCAACCCCCAGCCCUGACACCUCACUGGACUGGAGUGAGGACAUCUCACUGGAUCUGGCUCCAGAAACCAAAGAGCUGAGAGUGAGAAUGCUGGAGAAGACCACCAAGGGGGAACAAUUCUUGUCUGGCUUUGCCUCGCUACCCUUGGACCUCACCCGCAGAGCUCCUACUGGUCAGCAUGUGCUGUCAGUCAGCCCAGGGCACGGCCUGGCACCCAAUGCUACGGUCACCUUUGAGCUGGUGUACAUGGAGGUAGUGGACCCCCUUGGAGCUCACUACACCACGCCCCUCCGCACCUCCAUCACCCCGACCAAGAAGGUGGAUGUGGACCGGACCAUCAUGCCAGACGGCACCAUCGUCACCACCGUCACCACCAUUCAGUCACGACCCAGACCGGGAAAACUAGGUACAGUAGGUCUGGGUGACUCUCCCUCGCGGUCCCCGUCCAAAGUGGAGGUGACAGAGAAAGGGACCAUAUUCCUCACUGAUGGCUGCCAUAGCAGGACCAGCUCCAGCCCUACUCUAAGCACUGAUAGUCCCCUGUCCAAUGGGCUGGACCCGGUGGCUGACACGGCUAUAAGACAGCUGACGGAGAACGCCAGCAAGGUGUCCAAGAAGACUCCCACUAAACGGAGCACGCUCAUCAUCUCUGGCGUGUCAAAGGUUCCCAUCUCGGAGGAUGACUGUGGCCUGUCUUGUGGCUACGCUGCAGCCAUGGAUGCUGCCCUGCAGGGAGGAGGAGCCUCCAACUACUAUGGGGCGGGGCAACAUCAGGAAGCAGACGAGACCACGCCCUCGGAUGUGUCUGAGCGGCCGUCUGUCGAUGACGUGGAGUCAGAAACGGGCUCCACUGGGGCCCUGGAGACACGCAGCCUCAAAGACCAUAAAGUGGGCUUCCUCCGCAGCGGAACCAAGCUACUAUUCCGUACAAGACACCGAAAGAAGGACCCAACCUUCAGCCAAUCCCACGAGGACCUCUCCAACCUGGCCAGUGUCUCUGCCUCUGGCACCAUUGUGCGUAAGAAGUCCGGCAGCUUCUCCCGACGACUCAUCAAGCGCUUCUCCUUCAAGUCGAAGUCGAAGGACAAAGCCAGUGCCACCAAUGGAGGGCCGAGCACAGCAGACAACUGAUAGACAACUGAAUGGUGUAGCGGAUGGCUAAUGGCAUUGCUACCGCCUUCCUGAGACUUAGAAGUAGGCUACUGUUGCCGUGGACCCAGAAAUCGCCCUGGCUUUUCUGGGUCAAUGGUAUUGGGUUGGGUAGGAUCGUAGGACUGCUUGAAAUGGUUUGAGGAUGCUUAGCAUUGGUCAUCCUGUCCCACCAUUUCUUCCUCUGUUUUCACCAUCAGAUGAGGAACCCAAAUUUGCCACUUUUAUCUAGUUUUUGCAGGCAGAACACGUACACCCCAGGUUGGUGGUUACCUAUCCUGCAUCUCUUACCUCUGAUAGGACUCCUUUUCCUCUGGAUGAGAAACGCACACGUCAGGGACAGAUAGAUGGAUCCAGGGACUGUUUGCUUAUUAUCAAAGCCAUUUCUUUUCAGAAGGAGCCUCUGCUGCUCUGGUGGAUUUAAAGGGGGUAAAGGGGGAUAACGAAAGUAGGAAUAAACUUGAAGAUGUUGCAAUUCAACACUAAAGAGGCAGUAGGUAGAGUGAGUGUGGCCUCUUCCUAAUCAAUUUAUUUAAAAAUAUGAUUUUCUUGGUUGCACUUUAUCGGAUUGUUUACAGCACUUGACAGCUUCUUCUGGUGUUAAUUUUAUUGGUAUUUGUAUUGUUUGCUCUCUGAUUCACAUGAUUAUCCUUCUGUUUCCCCAAAAAAUAUUGGGUCACGUUUGGUGGUUUGCAUUAUGUAGGCCUAGUAGAGACAUGACUUUAUCUUUCUUUCCUGCUUAGUUGUAAAUGUAAUCUUGAAUAACAAACUUAGUUGAAGAACAAAUAUCAACCCCUCGCAUAGGUCUUAAGUUGGUGGUAAUGUUGACAUUCAUAGUGGCUUAUACAUUAUGUUUUAACAAUGUUGUUCAUAAUUGUAAGUUGUACAAAAACCAAAUGCAGGCAUACUUAUGUCUGUGUUUCAUAUUUUGUUUUUUUAGAAAGGGAAAUCUUCAAGGCAAACUGUUUUAAAUGAUCAGCUCAGACCCUUUUUAAUUUGUAUCUACUAGGCAAGUUGAAAUACCUCAAUCGCCUGAGUACUAACGUUACACAUUCUCUGGGUCAGAAUUAUUGAUGGAGGAUAUGCCAUAAAUAUCUUUAAUAGUUGAAUGGUAAAUGAUAUACAGAUUGAGUCCUCUUAAUAUUAAUAUCAGGGAAUUAUCAUGGUUGAGGUAAUAAAAAAAGAUGGUCAGAUGGUUAUUAUGACUUUCUCCCCUGUAAUGCAAGAUUGUUGCUCCUUAAUUCAAGUUGAGCUUAUAAGAUGUCACAGUCCUCCAGGACAUGCGUUGUCACGCACAGAACAUAGGGUAGUGUAAAGAUGUACAUAAAAGUAGUUAUCUUGUACAGUAUUGGCAUAUGCGUUUUGUAAGACAAUUAUUUUGCCAUCCUCUCAGAAUUUGUAUUGUGUAUCCCUAAAGUAUAUUUGAUGUUAUAGUAAGGGAAUGUGGUUCAGUAGUAAUAGACAAGGAAAUAUUGUUACUCCUGCCCCACCUCUACUCUUUAAGACAGACUCCCAUAAUCAUCAUCACAUAGUACUGUUUGCCAAGUAAAGUCACACACAUAAUUAAGUUUUCUUUAUGAAAUUGUCACUGAGGUAACAUCACUUUUUUGUUGGUUGAAACCCAUAAACAUUACUACUUGAAGUUACAGCUUGUCUGAAGACAAUGUAUAACAGCAUACAGUGCCUUCAGAAAGUAUUCACACCCCUACACAUUGGGAUUCAAAUUGAUUUAAGUGCGGGGGGGAAAAAAUCUAAAUUGUUCAAAGCUUAAUAAAAAAUC
This is a messenger RNA of Oncorhynchus mykiss (rainbow trout), 4327 nucleotides long. RefSeq names its product c2cd2 like (gene c2cd2l). The record is from RefSeq and is a predicted model, not a curated record. Gene Ontology annotation, cellular component: cytoplasmic side of apical plasma membrane. NCBI's taxonomy places the organism in Eukaryota, Metazoa, Chordata, Actinopteri, Salmoniformes, Salmonidae. Gene Ontology annotation, biological process: positive regulation of insulin secretion involved in cellular response to glucose stimulus. Gene Ontology annotation, molecular function: phosphatidylinositol transfer activity; phosphatidylinositol binding.